Colletotrichum scovillei is the source of this 2013-nucleotide messenger RNA. RefSeq lists its product as uncharacterized. Gene Ontology annotation, molecular function: DNA-binding transcription activator activity, RNA polymerase II-specific; zinc ion binding. NCBI's taxonomy places the organism in Eukaryota, Fungi, Ascomycota, Sordariomycetes, Glomerellales, Glomerellaceae. Gene Ontology annotation, biological process: regulation of transcription by RNA polymerase II. The record is from RefSeq and is a predicted model, not a curated record. The coding region runs from base 308 to 1804 and encodes 498 amino acids. The transcript has 3 exons.
CCAACAUCCGCGUCCCCGUUGUUUUUCUGCCCCGAGCCAGUCUUUGCCGAAUUUGCGCAGGCUUCGGUCAUACUCUUGCAUUUCGAACCGUGGUUCCGCCACCGCCGCGCGCACCCGCCGAUCGCCACACGAGUUGUGACCGGCCCCUCUCCAUUCCCUUUGCUUACCUACUCCGGGGCGGCGGCGGCCUAGGCGUCCCAGGGGGGGAGACUGCUGGCUAGUUGGCUUGGUUGGCUGUUGUGUGUGAGAGUUGCGUGCCGCUGACCGAACGGGCUGGGCUGCCGCAUAACCCGGCACGGUACGGUAAAUGAUGGACAGCCCGAUGGAUGGGUCCGGCGGCUCGUCCUCGGCGCCGGGUUCGACGCCGACGGCUACGGCGACGACGCCUCACAGUGGUGUUGGGGUGACUGCUGCCGGUGGUACACAUACCACCACCAAGUCGCCUAGCGUUGCGAUGCCGUUGGGGAGUAUUUCUGCGGCGAGCAGCAGCGUUGGUGGUUCGUCUACGACGAGUACGACCGUCUCGGCUUCGGGUGCUGGGAGGGGGAGCACGCCUGGUGGUACUACUACAACUACUCCUGGUGCUGCUACGGCGAAUACUGGCGCGACUGUUGUCUCGAGACGGUCGCAUCCCAAGUCGAGGACGGGGUGUAGGACGUGUAAGAACCGAAAGAUUAAAUGCGAUGAACACAAACCCUCAUGUAGGAACUGCAUCAAACAUGCCGUCCCCUGCGACUUCCUCCAGUCCCAACGGCACUCCUCCUCAUCCGUCCCGUGCUCGCCUGGCAGCCUCUCGACCCCGGGAGGGCCCGUCAACGGCGACGGCAUCGGGGCCGGAGCCGGUGGUGGUGGCCUCAGCCUCGGCAAUGGCGGAGGCAUCGACGACCUCUCCCUCAACCUCAUCGACCUGGAACUCAUGCACAACUUCACCACCUUCGCCUUCAACACGCUCUCGACGGACCCCGUGGUGCGGCAGAUGUGGAAGGUGCCCGUCGUCCGGCUGGCGCUCGAGUGCGACUACGUCAUGCGCGCGCUGCUGAGCGUGUCGGCGCUGCACCUCGCGCACAACAGGCCCGAGAGGCGGGAUUUCUUCAUCAGUCGGGCCCUGACGUAUCACCAGAUGGCGAGCCGUACGGCCAUGGGGUUGAUGGGUGCGCUGGACGGGGAGAAUUGUGAAAAGUUGUAUCUGUUUUCGGUGUUGACCAUAUUUUUUGCCCUCGCCUGCCCACGCAAAUCCUCAGACUCCCUCAUCAUGGGCGAAUCCUCCUUCCCAGACUGGCUCUUCCUCCUCCGCGGCACCCGCUCCCUCCUCAAAGAACUCGACCCGCACACCUACGCCGGCCCGCUGACACCAAUGUUCAACCACGGCCGCGAGCGCUACAUGCACACCCGCGACGAGUCCAAGAUCCAGUCCGACCUCCUCGCGGACCUCCAGCGCCUCGUGAACAAAACCUGCGCCGACGCCGCGCUGCUGCCGAUCUACAACCGCGCCAUCGACGAGCUGCGGCGGACGCUGAGCGUGUUUCUGUGGGACGGCGGGAGGGGCAUGGAUAUCACGGAUGCGUUUGUGUGGAAGUAUCUCAUGGCGGAGGAUUUCUUGCCGCUGUUAAAGAGUCCCGGGCACACGCAGGAGGCUGUGGCGAUUUUUUCGCAUUUUUGUAUUUUGCUAAAGAGGUUGGAGAAUGAGUGGUGGCUUCAGGGGUGGGCUACGCAUUUGAUCUCGAGGGCAUGGGCUGUGCUGGAUCAGGAUCAUCGGCUUUGGAUUCAGUGGCCUAUUGAGGAGCUUGGGUGGGUGCCGCCUUGAUUGUUGUGGGAGGAUGCGGUGUUGGAGGAUUUCGUGUAUUGGAGGAUUGAGUCCUUUCGUGUUUGAUGUGUGUACGAUAUCACGUUGGCGGAGCGAUGCGAGGUCAUUUUGGUAGAUAAACUAUCGGAUGUCGUUACAUGUAUCUGAUCUUCAGAAGGUAUGGGUUCUUACUGAUAGGGUGCUCUCAACAGAUGGAUGUACUGAAGCGG